AUGGCAAGUUACGCCACAGUCGGAGCAAAGACUCUAGAGCAAGAGGCACAAGGCGAUGCCAGUCGCAGAGGAGGGCGCAAGAGACUGACCGAGAUCGUCAAAUUCCAUCCCAAGCACCCUGCUCACAGUAGCUGGACGCCCAUCGCAGGGCUCGCCUGGACCCAUCGUGGCCUCGGAUAUGAGAGCCCAACGGUUCGCCUUGGAGGUGUCACUCUUCUUGACAGGCAGGAGCUGCAACUUAGCAACGGUGAGCCUGGUGGUGGCCGUCAGGACUCUGCAAGUCCGCCUGUCGUCAUCGACGAUGACAACGGUAACGAAGAUGAGGCAUGCGCUGAGGUCACGGACCCGCUCGCAGCGGACUCCUCAGAGGAUCAGACUGACGAAGAGCGAGCCCUUGAAGCCCGCUCUCCCUUGUCGUUCUUGUCGUCUGAGCUGGAGGUGACGAGUAAGUUUCAGAACCUCCUCAAGUUCUCCGAGCUGGAGACGAGGUGGCCCCAGCUGCUCUGUGAAUGGACCCAGUCCGAGGACGAGAAGACCGAUGCCAGGGAACGGCUGCUCCGUUACCUCAGAAUGCCCAUCCCUGUGCUGCGGCCGGACUGCUCUGGCACUUGGAAGGUAUUCGUUCCCAAGGUGCUGGGCGAAGACUCGGACAGGUCUGCCUUGCCUAGGUUGACGAGUCCGGACGAGGGACAAGACAAAGAUAAAGAGUCUCUGGAGUUUGAGAGAGCGCUGAAACGGAAAGUUUCGAUGAGAGCUGUUAAUGUUUGUUUGCCUUUGAGUGAAGAGGAGUAUGUAUCGUUGGUUGUUAGCCUGAGGGAUGAUAAUGAAUCUUGGUUCUGA
This is a messenger RNA of Guillardia theta CCMP2712, 840 nucleotides long. RefSeq lists its product as hypothetical. The record is from RefSeq and is a predicted model, not a curated record. NCBI's taxonomy places the organism in Eukaryota, Cryptophyceae, Pyrenomonadales, Geminigeraceae. The coding region runs from base 1 to 840 and encodes 279 amino acids. The transcript has a single exon.